Ailuropoda melanoleuca (giant panda) is the source of this 2436-nucleotide messenger RNA. It is a transcript of the gene IDI1, whose product is annotated as isopentenyl-diphosphate delta isomerase 1. The transcript has 5 exons. Gene Ontology annotation, biological process: isopentenyl diphosphate biosynthetic process; isoprenoid biosynthetic process. Lineage: Eukaryota; Metazoa; Chordata; Mammalia; Carnivora; Ursidae. Bases 308 to 1159 code for a protein of 283 amino acids. Gene Ontology annotation, molecular function: isopentenyl-diphosphate delta-isomerase activity. Gene Ontology annotation, cellular component: cytoplasm. The record is from RefSeq and is a predicted model, not a curated record.
CGUCCGCUCGGCCCACCGCCCGGAGGGAAUCGGAGCGGCGCCUCCCCGUAGGCUAACUGCGCAGACGACCGCACCGCCCAGGGACCUGCCUCCGGCGCGCAGACUGGCGUGAAUGGGCGGGGCCGCUCGCCCGGCCCUCCGUCUCCGGAUGCCCUCCUUAAAAGGGCUCCGCAGAGACCUGAGUCCGUACAGCGGUGUUCACCCCACGGCGGGAACGGCUGAACCCAGCCUCCGAGACCCAGGCCCUGCGCACGCCCUCGCGCGACCGUGACGCCAGGCGCGGCCGGCGCGCGAUUGGCUGGGGAGGAUGUGGCGCGCUCUGGCGCGGGCGCUAACGAUUGGGCGCACGGCCCCGAGGGGCGGGCCCCAGACCUGGGCGCGGAACCUGCGGGAGGAUCGCGUGGCGCAGGAGGGGUGCGCGGCGGCUCAGGCGUACCCGGAGCGCGGCCACCUGCGGGUCCGGCGGGCUGCCAGCAUGCCGGAGAUUGACACGGACAAGCUGGACGCGCAGCAGGUGCGACUGCUGGCGGAGAUGUGCAUCCUCAUAGAUGAAGAGGACCGUCGCGUCGGGGCGGAGACCAAACGGAACUGCCAUCUGAACAAGAACAUAGACAGAGGGUUAUUGCAUCGAGCUUUCAGCGUCUUCUUAUUCAACACGGAAAAUAAGCUCCUGCUGCAGCAGAGGUCGGAUGCUAAAAUCACCUUUCCAGGUUGUUUUACCAACACUUGCUGUAGUCAUCCGUUAAGUAAUCCACAAGAGCUCGAAGAAAAAGAGGCCAUUGGAGUAAGAAGAGCAGCACAGAGGCGUUUAAAGGCUGAAUUAGGAAUUCCCAUGGAAGAGGUUCCUCCAGAAGAAAUUAAUUACCUAACACGAAUUCACUAUAAGGCUCAGUCAGAUAGUAUCUGGGGGGAACAUGAAAUUGAUUAUAUUCUAUUUGUGAGGAAGAACGUAACUUUGAAUCCAGAUCCCAAUGAGAUUAAGAGCUACUGUUAUGUGACAAAGGAAGAGCUAAAAGAACUUCUGGAAAAGGCAGCCUGUGGUGAAAUUAAGUUAACUCCAUGGUUUCAGAUUAUUGCCGAUGCUUUCCUCUUUAAAUGGUGGGAUAACUUAAAUCAUUUGAAUCAGUUUGUUGACCAUGAGAAAAUACAUAGAAUGUGAAUGUGAAAAUGAAUGGUUAGCAAAAUACUGAAAAAUUUUUCCAUUUAGUAAACUGAACAUAAUUUUUUAAAAAUUUGGUUCCCUGUAAGAACUCGUCACUUGAAAUAUUGAUACUUUACAACCAGUAUUUGUGUGGAAAAUACAACCAGGUUGCUAAUUUUAUAUCACACACCACAUAUGUGUGCAUUGCUAUUUGUACAUUUGCGAGAGGUUAUUGUAAAAACAGAGGGCACACUAAUGUUAUCUGUCUAAUCACGUGGUCCUAACAAACUCUCACAAAUAAGUGAAGCUCUUCGUUUUCGUAUGUCGUGAUGAAUACUGUCAGCACACUUGUAGAGCACUCUGCUCUUUGCCAAUGCUCUAUAAAUCAUUACAUCGUUAUCAUCGUCUAGAAGAACGUGCAAUGGGGACUGUCUGCUUACUUGAACAUAGUCCAAAUUAACUUUCCAUGUGAGCAGACUGGUAGAAUAGAUUCAAGGGAAGUUAAAUGGUAUAUAUCCUGAUUUCUGUUUUUCUAAGUUGAUUUUAUAGUUUAAUCAUUCUGGAAGUAUUUUGAUACCAAAAGUCAAACAUUGCUUUUGGUAAUGAUAUUGGUCGGGUUAAAUCUUUUAAAUAGUCUUUGCCAGUUAGCAACGUGUGCUUUCCGAACGACAUGGACAGGCGGGCCAUUUGUAAAAUGGAAAUUGGGUCAGUUGGGUGAUACGCUGCAGCAGGAUUUCCUGACCUUGACACUGCCGACAUUUGGGUUGGAGGGUUCUUCGUUGUGACAGUUCAUCUGUGUGUUGGAGGACGUUUAACAGCAUCCCCGCGUUCCACCCACUCAGAGCCAUCCUCACCCCUCCCCCUGUGACAGUCACUGUGACUCCAGAUGCCAAAUAACUCCUAGAGGGCACCGGCGCCCCCAGUUGAAAACCAGUUCUGCCAAGUCAGGCCAUAUCGUAGGGGGGAAAAUUCACAGAAAGAUUACAGUCCAUGUUAUAGAUUUGGGUUAUGGGAUGUGUGUAUAUAUUCAUAGUUAAAUUGUACCUUGACUAAUGCACUUUCUAGAAGUCUUGCCAUAGAUUUCUCAGAUCUGAACUCUUAAGACACCUGUAUUAUCCUCGAAUGUUGUAUAAGAAAAAAAUGAGAGAUUUAACAAAGCUAAAUGUUUAAAUUCAGUAGCAAAAUCCGUUUCUUGUUAACCUCGAACAGCUGACUUAAAACUUCAGGCAAGACUGUGUGGCAAGUAUUAGUUUUACUGAAAAACAGAAACAAUAAAAAGAAUUACCACAUUUUAA